AUGAUGGAUCUCAUACCUCGGAGAGUCUUUGCGCUCGCGGCUGAGGCGCGAUUGCGAUCCCAGGCUUUGCUGGCGACUGCGCAGAGCCAUGCAGAACUACCCUGGAUCAACGACGUGACCCAAACCGCCGACUCAGGGUAUCCUCAAGCCCUCGUCCUCGUCAUCUCUGCGCUCUGGACUGCUUCACGCCUCAUCCGUCGCCGCAACAAGCCCUCAUCGCCACCUCAAACCGCCACAACCACCACUGUCCGCGCCGCCAGCAUCAGAUGGCCCUGGGAACUCCUCGCCCAGCUCGUUCGUGCUUCCGCACUAGCCUUCCUCGCCCUCGCGGCCGCCCGCGGACAGACUCCCUGGCUCAACGCCCUCGUCGCCGCCUACGCCCUCGUCCUAGGCCUCUCACGGCUCGUCAACGAUCUCGAGUGGCGGCACGUCGCCCUGCACCAGGUCAACUUCGCCCUUGGUCUCGAGCUCCUCGUCUUCGCCGCCUCCUCCGCUCUGCCCUGCAUCGAAGUCUCGUCCGAGUGCGCCCUCGCGGCGGCGCCGGCGAAGGCCGGCCUCGCGAGCUUGGCGGCCGCCGUAGUCCUCUCCGUCAUCACGCCCAGGGAAUGGGUGCCCCCCUCGCUUGAAAACGACGUGCCCAUGCCCGAGGACUACGAGAAGCGCGGGCCCGCGCCCGAGGAGACGUGCAGCUGGGCAAACUACUACCUCACGUUCGAGUGGCUCACACCCGUCAUGUGGAAGGGCGCCCGCACCGGCGAGGUCGUCCUUGAGGACCUGCCCCAGCUGCCCUGGUACGACGAGCCGCUGCUGCUCCUCGCGCGGAUCAAGAAGGCGAGGGCCAGGGGUGUCACGACGACGUGGACGCUCUUUUACCUGCUGCGCAAGGAGGUCAACCUCAUGGCCUUUUACAUCUCCUCGGCCUACGCGUCGGAGCUCGUCGCCCCCUACGGCCUGUACCACCUCCUGGGCUACCUCGCGGACCCCCAGGGCGCCUCCGUCAAGCCUUGGCUCUGGCUGGUGCUCAUGUUCUGCGGCCCGCUGUCGCGCUCUGUUCUGUUCCAGCAGUACGUCUUCACGUCGACCCGUCUGGUCGUCCGUCUGCGGUCCGCCCUGACGCAGGAGCUGUACCACCGAGCCAUGGGGUCCAUGGAGCUCGAGGAGGACAUUUUCGCGCCCAAGCCCGAUGGCGCCGGGGACAAGAAUACCAAGGACAAGGAUAAGAAGAGGAACAAGAAGGAUGAGGAGGCCGGGCGAUCUACGACGUCGGCCGGUCGCCUGGCGAACCUCAUGGCGGCUGACGUGCAGGCCAUCUUUGGCGCGCGCGACGUCGUCAUGGCCGGGACUGGCGUGCCCGUGGGCACCAUUCUCUCAGUCAUCGGCCUUUACAGGAUGCUCGGCUGGCCCGCCCUCGUGGGCACGCUGAUCCUCCUCCUCGCCGCGCCCGUGUCCGUCACCAUCUCGCGGCUCAUGGGCCGGCUGACGCGGAAAGCUCGGCGCGCGCAGGACGCCCGCAUCUCGCUCGUCUCCGAAUACCUCGCCUCCAUCCGCGCCGUCAAGUACUUUGCGUGGGAGGACGCCGUCGUCGAGACCAUCGAGGACGCGCGCGCCAGCGAGCAGCGCGACCUCUGGCGCGUGUCGCUGUCGUUCGUCAUGCUCAACCAGAUCAGCGCCCUCGUGCCCUACAUCUCCAUGAUUACAAUGUUCUCCCUCUACGUCGGCGUCUGCGGGCAGCCCAUGACGGCCGCCACGGCCUUCACUACGACGUACCUCGUCAAGCAGAUCCGCCGCAACGUCGGCCAGGUCGCCUUCAUGUCGCGCCAGAUCACCGGCGCCGCCAUCGCCAUCAGCCGCCUCGACAGGUACUUUGCCACCACGACGCCGCUCGACGAGUACCCCGAGGGACCCCUCCGCAUCCGGGACGCCACCUUCCGCCGCAACAAGACGGCCUCGUUCCAGCUCAAGGACCUCUCCAUCGACUUCGCCCAGGGCGGGCUCAACGUCGUCUCGGGCGUCAGCGGCAGCGGCAAGACGACGCUCCUGCUCGCGAUCCUGGGCGAGACGGUCAAGGAGGGCGGUGUCAUUACGCGGCCCAAGGACGUCGCCUUCGCGUCGCAGACGUCGUGGCUGCAAAACGACACCAUCAAGGAGAACAUCCUCUUCAACAGCCCCCCCGAGCCGGUCCGCUACGACGCCGUCGUCAAUGCCUGCUGUCUCCCCGUCGAUCUGCGGGAGCUGGACGCCGGCGACCAGACCGUCGUCGGGGAGAACGGCGCGUCCCUCUCGGGCGGCCAGAAGGCGCGCGUCGCGCUGGCUAGGGCGCUGUACUCCAAGGCGCCCCUGCUGCUUCUCGACGACAUCUUUUCGGCGCUCGACGCCAAGACGGCGGCCUCGCUUUGGGAGCGGUGCUUCUGCUCCGAUUUGUUGAAAGGGCGUACCGUGGUCUUGGUGGCGCAGCAGCCUUGGGUUGCGGCUCAGGCUGACGUUGCCCUGACUCUCGAGGACGGUGCCGUCAAGCACGUUGAGCAGAAUAUUGGUGUCGUCAGGCACCCGGUCGCUGUCGCCAAGGAUAUUGAAGGCGAGAGCAGCACUGAGGUCUCCGACAACUCGGAUACCGAAGUCGAGACGCAGACGGAUCCGCUCAACGAUGCCAGAAAGGUCGCCGUCGAUAAGGGAACGAAGGAUGUGGUUGCUCAGGAGAUGAAGGCUAGCGGGAAGAGCGCUCGUUUAAUGUGUAAGUGCAACCCCCUGAAGACCUUCAAAGCUUCAAAGCUGACAACUAGAAACAAAGUCUUCAAGUACAUGACCUACUUUGGCGGCCCAGGGUACGCAGUAUUCUGCAUGUUCCUGAUGCUCCUCUCCCAGCUCUCCGUCAUGGGCGGCACCCUCUGGCUCUCGGUCUGGGUAGACGCCUACGACAGGCAGACGGCCGUCGACAUCGCCUUCUACCUGGGCGUCUACGCCGCCGUCACCGUCACCGAGUCGGUUCUCUACGCCGCCGUCUUCCUCGUCUUCGAGAACGGCGCCUGGCACGCCGCCCGCAAGCUGCACAACGACUUCAUCCGCGCCGUCAUGCGCGUCUCCCUGAGCUGGUACAAGCAGACGCCCGUCGGCCGCAUCAUCAACCGCUUCUCGAGCGACAUGUCCUCGCUCGACCUCAGCGUCAGCCCGCAGCUCCGCGCCUUCCUCGAGAGCUCGCUGGCGCUCGUCAUCCGCAUCUUCGCCAUCAGCUCCAUCAUGCCGAUUUUCAUCGUGCCCGCCGCCGUCGCGUCCACGUGCGGCCUCGUCGUCGGCGAGAUCUACACCCGCACGGCCGUCACUAUCAAGCGUCUCGUCGCGAGCUCGCAGUCGCCCAUCUUUUCGCAGUUUGCGGAUACGCUCGCGGGUCUGCCUAUUAUUCGUGCGCGGGCCGGGAUGCCGGAUACUUUUGGCGAUAACCUCGCGGACAAGCUCCGCGUCUGGUCUCGGGCGGCGGAGGCGCACUUCAACUGCAAUCGGUGGGUCGCGAUGCGCGUCGAUGUCAUCACGGCCUUGGUCGGCUUGAGCGCGGGCAUCAUUGCCGUGUCCAAGGCCGGCCUUGUGGGCGCCGGUCUUGUGGGUUUCUCGCUGCACAAUGCCACCGGUUUGAGUCAGACGAUCCUGGGUCUCGUCCGUAGCAUGAACGACCUCGAGGUAGAGCUGCAAAGUUUCGUACGUAUCAAGGAAUACGCCGGCCUCGACACCGAAGAAAAGGACGACGAAUCCUACCCGGAAGAAGGCCAAGUCGAAUACACCGACACCCCAACCCACGUCAUCCCCAAAACCUGGCCAACAACAGGCGAAAUCGAGUUCCGCAACGUCACCAUCCGCUACGAUCAAGACGGUCCCAACAUCCUCACAGACGUCAACCUCAAAUUCCGCGCCGGCGAGCGCGUCGCCAUCGUCGGCCGCACGGGCAGCGGCAAAUCCACCCUCGUCCUCUCGCUCCUGCGCUUCACGCACAUCGUGUCGGGCCAGAUCCUCUACGACGGCGUCGACAUCACCAAGAUCCCGCGCCGCCGGCUCCGCGAGGCGUUGACGAUCAUCCCGCAGGAGGCCGUGCUCUUCAACGGCACGCUGAGGACGAACCUCGACCCGACGGGCAAGAUCGCCGAGCCCGUGCUCGAGAGGGCGCUCGAGUCGUGUCAAGGGAUCGCUUCGUUCCAGUACCAGCCUUCUUCGGACGUGGAUACCGACGCGGACGACGACGCGGCGGCGGUGGUCGCGCGUGACGGUGACUCUUCCAAGUUGGCGCUGUCGACGGUUGUGAACGCCAAGGGUGAGAACUUCUCCCAUGGGCAGCGCCAGGUUCUCUCGCUGUGUCGUGCGCUGGUGCGGGGCAGCAGGUUGAUGUUGCUGGAUGAGGCGACGGCAAGCAUGGACUAUGAGACGGAUAGGGGCAUUCAGGCUGUGCUGCGGAGGGAGGUUAACGGAGAUGGUGGCGGUGACGACCGUACGUUGGUCACGAUUGCCCACCGCCUGCGGACGAUUGCGGAUUAUGAUACGGUCGUCGUCAUGGGGGCUGGACGGGUCGUUGAGGCGGGUCGACCGGUUGAGUUGUAUAAAGCGAGAGGCGUGUUUUAUGACAUGGUUCAUCAUAGUGGUGAGAGGAAGGAUUUGGAGGAGCUUUUUGAGGGUGGAAAAUAA
Messenger RNA from Colletotrichum lupini, 4662 nucleotides. RefSeq names its product ABC transporter. NCBI's taxonomy places the organism in Eukaryota, Fungi, Ascomycota, Sordariomycetes, Glomerellales, Glomerellaceae. Gene Ontology annotation, cellular component: membrane; fungal-type vacuole. The coding region runs from base 1 to 4662 and encodes 1553 amino acids. The record is from RefSeq and is a predicted model, not a curated record. The transcript is spliced from 3 exons. Gene Ontology annotation, molecular function: ABC-type peptide transporter activity; ATP binding; ATP hydrolysis activity. Gene Ontology annotation, biological process: transmembrane transport.